Molecule: messenger RNA, 732 nt
Organism: Rhagoletis zephyria (snowberry fruit fly)
Lineage: Eukaryota; Metazoa; Arthropoda; Insecta; Diptera; Tephritidae
Source: RefSeq, a predicted model, not a curated record
AUGGCAACCGAAUUUAACUUUAUCAACAAGGUGGUGCUGAUCACUGGCUCGUCUGGGGGUUUGGGCUCCUUUAUGGCCAAAGAGUUUGCCAAGCGAAACGCCAAUGUUGUUGUCACCGGACGCAACUCCGAAGCCGUGAAUAAGAUCGCUGCCGAGUGCACUUCACUUUCGCCCAGCGGUGCCGAGGCCUUUCCCUUUGUGGCCGAUGUGACCAAAUCGGAUAGUCUUAAAGGCCUUGUGGAUGCCAUCAUUGGAAAGUUUGGCCACCUGGACGUCCUGGUCAACAAUGCUGGAGGUGGUGCAUUCAGUUCGAUUUAUGAUCCUAAGCUGGUCGAGACCCUGGACCAUAUGCUCAAUCUCGAUCUGAAGUCAGUUGUAGCCCUCACCCAGCUGGCCGUACCUCACCUUGAGAAAAAUCAACAUUUUAUGCCGUACUGUGUGGCCAAGUCGGCCGUUGACAUGUUCUCGCAGUGCAUUGCACUUGAGCUGGGACCGAAAGGCGUGCGAGUGAACUGUGUUAGCCCAACUGCUAUUCGAACCAACUUCCAGGCUGCCAGUGGAGCCGGCGACACACUGGCCGGAGUGCUGAAGCAUCUCGAGGAGACGAUCCCCUUGCGAAGAAUUACUACAGUUGAGGACGUGGCCAAUGCUGUCCUGUUUCUCGCUUCUGACAAGAGCGCCUUUAUCACUGGCUCCAAUGUCGUCGUCGAUGGAGGAAACUCGAUUCUCUAA